AGCGAUGACGCCACACAUUCCGUACGGGACGGCCCCAGGGUCUGUGCGCAUGCGUAGGAGGCCGUAGGGCGCGCAUGCGUGAGCUCCCGGUGCCCGUUCCCGUCGGUCCCGGGUCCCCUGCCCAGCCCCGGGGUCCCGUCGGGAUGUCGCAGCAGGGAUUCGGGCCUGUUAAUGCGGCCGCAUUGGUGCGAUCUGGGCGAUCCGCACUCUGAGAGUCGCCUCUCGCUCCCGAAAGGCGCCAGGCCGCGUUGCCCCAUCCCUUACCCUCGCCGGGGACACGGAGCGGGGUGCCGGGUCUCCCCCUCAGUGCAGAGGCCAUGAAGAUUAACCAGGACACGGUGCUGCGGGGCAAGAAGGUGACGCUGGUGCCGUACACCGCUGCGCACGUGCCCCGGUACCACGAGUGGAUGCAGUCGGAGGAGCUGCAGCGCCUGACGGCCUCGGAGCCCCUGAGCCUGGAGCAGGAGUACGAGAUGCAGCGCAGCUGGCGGGACGACGCUGACAAGUGCACUUUCAUCGUGCUGGACUCAGAGCUCUGGCCUGGGCAGGAGGAGGAGAACUCCAUGGUCGGGGGUGUGAAUCUCUUCCUCACCAACACCGAGGACCCGACUGUGGGCGAGAUCGAAAUCAUGAUUGCAGAGCCCAGCUGCCGUGGCAGAGGGUUUGGCAAGGAGGCAACUCUGCUGAUGAUGGCCUACGGAGUGAGAAAACUGGGGAUCACCAAGUUUGAGGCUAAGAUUGGUCAGGAAAAUGAAGCCAGUAUCUGCAUGUUCAAAAAGCUUCACUUUAAGGAGGUUGCUGUGAACAGCGUUUUCCAGGAGGUGACCCUGAGGCUGGAUGUCAGUGACCAGGAGAGACAGUGGCUCCUGGAGCAGACAAAGCACGUGGAGGAGAAGAGUUACGCUGAGCUGAAGCAGCCAGCUGGGGUGCAGGACAGCUGACAGACACCUCCAGACACCAGCUGGCUUUCCAGGGAGAAGUUGGACGUUGUUGCAAGGUCUGGGUGUGGAGGACACCAGAGAGCCAACAGUGGAGCUGUUCUGUCUCCUUCAGCUGCUUUGUCAUCUUGUCAACUUUGCACUUUGCUCCACCAGCCAGGAUUACUGCCUGAAAUUUGGACCUGGGGAACAGCCACUAACUCAUAGGUUUGGCUAGGAAUGACUCUGACUUUGAUUUGCUGUUCCAACAGAGCCUAAAAUCACCAGCAGUUGAUUCCUGGACAAGCAGAAACUUCUCCCACUGCUCUUAAAUCAGGAUUCACGAGUGAGGAGGUUUCAUAUACUGGCAGCUCAUUCUUUUUUACUCUUGAAUAAAAAAUUUAAAAAUCACAAAGAUUCUGAAGUGCCUGA
Zonotrichia leucophrys gambelii is the source of this 1349-nucleotide messenger RNA. It is a transcript of the gene NAT9, whose product is annotated as N-acetyltransferase 9 (putative). The transcript is spliced from 6 exons. Gene Ontology annotation, molecular function: N-acetyltransferase activity. Bases 318 to 941 code for a protein of 207 amino acids. The record is from RefSeq and is a predicted model, not a curated record. NCBI's taxonomy places the organism in Eukaryota, Metazoa, Chordata, Aves, Passeriformes, Passerellidae.